Messenger RNA from Suillus bovinus, 615 nucleotides. RefSeq lists its product as uncharacterized. Lineage: Eukaryota; Fungi; Basidiomycota; Agaricomycetes; Boletales; Suillaceae. The transcript is spliced from 3 exons. The coding region runs from base 1 to 615 and encodes 204 amino acids. The record is from RefSeq and is a predicted model, not a curated record.
AUGGGCCCAUCAGUCAUCCAGAAGAACCCACAGGCCCUCCUGCGCGCACUGGGUGACAUUGAGCCCAAACUGAUGAACUGCAUCAUCAAAGACCAGUAUAUCUCAAAGAGGAACAACGAGACAUUUUGGCACCAUCAUUGUUCUGUUGUGCCCCUCGUCAAGGAAGAGCAAGGGAAAAAGCCCCAAAAAGCACAGACAUGCUCACGCUGCCAAACCAUCAUGUACCCUGGCCCUGAAAACUUACCACUCAACCACAAGCGCAGCUACUGCGCUGAUGGUGUCAAGCAGGUGUCGAAGAGCGGCGAAGAUCUCCCUCCCUGGCCUCAGCCUCAAGGCCUGUUCUCCAAAGGCCGCACAUACCACCCGCACACAUUUUUGUUGGCAGUUCAGUGCAUUUAUGAGUGUGUCUUCAUGCAGGGACUGGGAGAGAUGGACUUGCUCAAAAUGGAGGCCUUCGUGAAGCUGCUUGCCUCAUGCACUGAGAUCCACGAGGAUGGCACAGUGCUUUUCCGUUUGUUCACAGACUUCAUUGUUGACUUGUCGACCCCCUGCGACCGCAUCAUUACCCACGACGACAAGCAGUGGCUCAGGAUCAACUUCCUCCAGCAGCUGUAG